ACAGCAGUUUUUGUUUUUCACGGCAUUCGAUUGAUAAUUUAUUAAUUAUUAAUUUAUUAUAAUUUAUAAUAGGUAGUUUACAAAACAUUACAUCACCUAUUCAUUCAUUUCAAUAAUUCGAAUUGGACGAACUGGUAGUCGGCACGUCGCUACAUCGUCGAAUUUCUGGUUGGAUUUCCUGUGCAUUACGCACUAUCCACCAAUAGUCGACUGUACAGGCGUUCAAGACCGGAUUCACGCCGAAGUCCCUUUACUGCCACUAUGAUCAAGUCUAAGGCUUUGUUGUCCAGGACGUGCUUGUUUAAGGAGAGCCGAUCGUUUUCGGAAUAUCGGCGGUCGUUGAGCACCAAACUAGAACCCAUCAAAAUGUCGUUCACAUCAUACGAGUCAGCUGCCGAUGGUGGACAAAAACCUCCAAUCAUCAUCAUGCACGGUCUGUUUGGUUGCAAGUCCAAUUGGAAUAGUUUGUCCAAAUCCCUUCACAACAUGACCCGCAGAAAAGUAAUUACUGUUGAUGCAAGAAAUCAUGGAGACUCACCACAUACUUUAGAGCAUACAUAUCAGCUUAUGGCUGAAGAUGUUAAAUAUUUAAUGGAAGAUUUAGGUGUAAAAAAAGCUUCAUUAAUUGGUCAUAGCAUGGGUGGCAGAACAAUGAUGUACUUAGCAGUCAUCUAUCCAGAGCUUGUGGAAUCUUUAAUACCAGUUGAUAUAUCGCCAAUCAACAGUAAAGAAGUGAGUGAUAUCCAAAGUAUUUUAGAUGUCUUAAGAGGUGUAAAUUUAGAUACUAAUGGACCUAUAUCAAAAGUUCGAAAAUUGGCAGAUGAACAUAUGAAAACUUCAAUUGAGAGUCCAAUACUUCGACAGUUCCUCUUAACCAAUCUUAUUGAAGUGGACAGAAAAUACCAAUGGCGAGUAAAUAUAGAAUCCAUCAAUGCUAAUUUUAAAAAUAAUCUUGCUGUGUUUCCACCUUUGCAAUCAACAUAUAAUGGUCUAACAUAUUUCAUUGGAGGCGGAAAUUCACUUUUCUUGAAACCAUCAGACCAUGAGGCCAUCAAACAGAUAUUCCCUUCAGUUAAAUUUGAUUAUAUACCUGGUGCUGGCCAUUGGUUACAUGCUGAAAAACCUCACGAGUUUUUGAAAUUAGUAUCACAAUUUUUAGCUACUGUAUAAAAUAAAAGUAUAAUUUUUAGACUGUAAUUUAUUGAAUAGAUUUUUGUUCAAAUUAAAACUCUCAAAUGUUACCUAAUAAUGCUUGGUGGAACUUCCUUUGAAAAAAAUAAUAGAAUUGUUUGUUAAUUCAAACUUUUAAGUCUGAAAAAUUAAAAAAAAACUUAUGAUAAAAUUUGUGAUUUAAAAUGUUCAAAUAUAUUUUCCUUUGUUAAAUA
Messenger RNA from Aphis gossypii (cotton aphid), 1385 nucleotides. RefSeq names its product protein ABHD11-like. Lineage: Eukaryota; Metazoa; Arthropoda; Insecta; Hemiptera; Aphididae. Gene Ontology annotation, molecular function: catalytic activity. The coding region runs from base 262 to 1170 and encodes 302 amino acids. The record is from RefSeq and is a predicted model, not a curated record. Gene Ontology annotation, cellular component: mitochondrion. The transcript has 4 exons.